Molecule: messenger RNA, 1254 nt
Organism: Labrus mixtus (cuckoo wrasse)
Lineage: Eukaryota; Metazoa; Chordata; Actinopteri; Labriformes; Labridae
Product: tropomyosin alpha-3 chain
Exons: 10
Coding region: 122-976 (284 amino acids)
Biological process (GO): muscle contraction; actin filament organization
Cellular component (GO): actin filament
Molecular function (GO): actin filament binding
Source: RefSeq, a predicted model, not a curated record
CACAGUCUCCACCCGUCUGUCAGGCUCUCAGGUCAGCCGUCCAGCACCCGUUCUUCUUCUUCUUCUUCUUCUCUGCUCUCUUCGCGUGCGGCUGCAGUAGCCCCGUUAACCCUCAGCCAAGAUGGAGGCCAUCAAGAAGAAGAUGCUGAUGCUGAAGCUGGACAAGGAGAACGCUCUGGACCAGGCGGAGCAGGCGGAGGCCGACAAGAAGGCGGCCGAGGAUAGGAGCAAACAGCAUGAAGAUGAACUCCUGCAGAUGCAGAAGAAGCUGAAGGGGACGGAGGACGAGCUCGAUAAAUACUCUGAGGCUCUGAAGGACGCUCAGGAGAAGCUGGAGGUGGCCGACAAGAAGGCUGCUGAUGCUGAAGCCGAGGUGGCGUCUCUGAACAGACGCAUCCAGCUGGUGGAGGAGGAGUUGGACCGAGCUCAGGAGAGACUGGCGACGGCUCUGCAGAAACUGGAGGAGGCGGAGAAAGCUGCAGAUGAGAGUGAGAGAGGGAUGAAGGUGAUUGAGAAUCGCGCUCAGAAAGACGAGGAGAAGAUGGAGCUCCAGGAGAUUCAGCUGAAAGAAGCCAAACACAUCGCAGAGGAGGCCGACCGAAAGUACGAGGAGGUGGCUCGUAAGCUGGUGAUCGUAGAAGGAGAGUUGGAGCGCACAGAGGAGAGGGCGGAGCUGGCCGAGUCUAAAUGUGCGGAGCUGGAGGAGGAGCUGAAGAACGUCACCAACAACCUGAAGUCUCUGGAGGCUCAGGCUGAGAAGUACUCCCAAAAAGAAGACAAGUACGAGGAGGAGAUCAAGAUCCUCACAGACAAACUCAAAGAGGCUGAGACUCGAGCUGAGUUUGCAGAGAGAUCCGUGGCCAAGUUGGAGAAGACAAUCGAUGAUCUGGAAGAUGAGCUGUACGCACAGAAACUGAAGUACAAAGCCAUCAGUGAGGAGCUGGACCACGCCCUCAAUGACAUGACGUCCAUCUAACCGUCCAGGAGCUCCUCGUCCGGUCAGGAAGACUGAUGAAGAUCAUCUCUGCGCCAUGUUUUGUCUCAGUCCCCUAGUUCUCAACCCCCGCCCCCUUAAAAAACCUUCAUACCGUCUCCCGUAUGGUCCCUCGGUCCUGUUUGUGUCCACCGUUCGUCGCACUUUGUCAACAUGUCUCAUAAACGUGCUUAUUUAUCAGUCAGUUUAAUUCUAGCUCCUGUUAUUGUGUCACUUCUUGUUCUGUACUCGUGUUAAUAAAGGAAGGAAGAACUGCUUCA